Molecule: messenger RNA, 497 nt
Organism: Triplophysa rosa
Lineage: Eukaryota; Metazoa; Chordata; Actinopteri; Cypriniformes; Nemacheilidae
Product: PWWP domain-containing DNA repair factor 3B-like
Exons: 4
Coding region: 173-418 (81 amino acids)
Source: RefSeq, a predicted model, not a curated record
CUGUACAUUAAGAACCACCAGAACAGACCUAAGAACAGAUAACUUCAUCGUCCAUCACGAGUUAUGUCCAUCAUCAGUGGCCAAAAGAAAUCAAAGUGGCUUGACAUAUUUUGCAAUCCUUCUGCCAAGACCAUGCUUGUGCCUUUAUACGUUGACAAUUGGGACCAAAUUGAUGACCUACUUUCACCUCACUUCAUUUCUGGACAGAACACCCACACAGACUCACAGUGACACGAUCAAGUUUAUUAUGGAUGUCCUUUUUCCAGAGUCCAUCAUCUGUUCCCUUGCUGGUUUGGAAAAUCUCACCAUGCUGGAGGCUGAGGAGGAAUUUCUACAAGGGCCUGUCUUUGACGUAAGUGAGCGGGAGCAGUUUGACAGGAGGAUUAAGAACAUUUUGAAGAAGAGUGGCAACCCAUAGGAGUCAUUAUCGAGAGCCAUCCUAUAAUGAUCAUCAAUCCUGUUUUUGAUAAUGGUCUUAAUAAAUAAUGUUGUUCACA